This is a messenger RNA of Acipenser ruthenus (sterlet), 8701 nucleotides long. RefSeq names its product serine/threonine-protein kinase B-raf. Gene Ontology annotation, molecular function: ATP binding; protein kinase activity. The transcript has 20 exons. Lineage: Eukaryota; Metazoa; Chordata; Actinopteri; Acipenseriformes; Acipenseridae. The coding region runs from base 116 to 2572 and encodes 818 amino acids. Gene Ontology annotation, biological process: protein phosphorylation; signal transduction. Gene Ontology annotation, cellular component: mitochondrion; cytosol; plasma membrane. The record is from RefSeq and is a predicted model, not a curated record.
UAACCCUGUAUACCCCUGAGCUCAGUCAGUCCGAAGGAGGUCUCUCUCUGUCUCCCCCUCCCGUUUCUGCUUUUUUCUUUUCUGUAUUAUUCUCCUCAGUUUCUCGCAGUUUAAAAUGGCGGCGUUGAGUAGCGCCGAGUCCCCACCGCCCGUCUUCAACGGAGACGCCAUGGACCGGGACCCGGACCGGGGACGGGGGCUGACCGAACUGGGGACAGGGCUUGAAUCCAUUGGCUCUGGGGGGAUCCCUGGGGGAAACCAGGACAUCCCGGAGGAGGUGUGGAAUAUCAAGCAGAUGAUUAAACUGACGCAGGAACACAUAGAAGCUCUGCUGGAUAAAUUCGGGGGCGAACACAACCCUCCAUCAAUAUACCUUGAGGCUUAUGAGGAGUACACAAGUAAGCUUGACGCCCUGCAGCAGCGCGAGCAGCAGCUAUUGGAGUCCAUGGGAAAUGGCACCGACUUCCCCAGCCCCACCCUCACCCCCACCCUCAUUGAUGCCAAGCUAGCAGGGGCGGCAUGCUUCCCUGUGGCACCCAACACCCUCGCUGUCCUGCAGACCCCCUCCGACGGAGCCUGGAAUAACCCCAAAUCACCGCAGAAACCUAUAGUUCGUGUCUUUUUGCCCAACAAGCAGAGAACCGUGGUCCCAGCGCGCUGCGGAAUGACAGUACGGGACUCUAUCAAGAAAGCCUUGAUGAUGAGGGGUCUCAUUCCAGAGUGCUGUGCAGUCUACAGAAAACCAGAGGGAGAGAAGAAGCCGAUUGGUUGGGACACAGAUAUUUCCUGGUUGACAGGGGAGGAGCUACACGUGGAGGUGUUAGAAAAUGUGCCGCUAACAACCCACAACUUUGUGCGAAAGACCUUUUUCACUCUGGCUUUUUGUGACUUCUGCCGAAAGCUUCUAUUCCAAGGGUUCCGCUGCCAGACGUGCGGCUACAAGUUCCACCAGCGCUGCAGCACAGAGGUGCCACUCAUGUGUGUCAACUACGACCAACUAGACUUGUUGCUGGUUUCCAAGUUUUUUGAACACCACCCUAUCACACAGGAGGAGGUUUGCUCAGAAGGGACCACACCAGUGUCUGAAGUCUGUCCGUCCCCGCCUCCCUCCAACUCCAGCGGGUCUUUGUGCAACCCCACAACUUCACCUUCGAAGUCCAUCCCCAUUCCUCAGUCAUUCCGACCAGGAGAUGAAGACCACCGGAACCAGUUUGGACAGAGAGACCGGUCAUCAUCCGCUCCCAAUGUCCACAUCAACACCAUAGAACCGGUCAAUAUUGAUGAUUUGAUUCGAGAUCAAGGGUUACAGAGGUCCGAUGGAGCCCCCCAGACCCAACCAGCUCACUGCUUGAGGAAGUUUCGAACCCGGACCACAAGCCCCCUCCUAUACUCCUACCCCAAUGACAUUGUCUUUGAUUUUGAACCUGGUCCUGUAUUUCGAGGCUCAACAACAGGUCUCUCAGCUACACCCCCAGCCUCUCUCCCAGGCUCUUUGAUGAACGUGAAAGCGUUGCAGAAAUCACCUGGCCAGCAAAGGGAACGCAAGUCCUCUUCCUCCUCUUCUGAGGACCGCAAUAAAAUGAAAACCCUGGGUCGGCGGGAUUCCAGCGAUGACUGGGAGAUCCCCGAAGGACAAAUCACUUUGGGUCAGAGGAUCGGCUCGGGAUCCUUUGGAACUGUCUACAAGGGGAAAUGGCAUGGUGAUGUUGCCGUGAAGAUGUUGAAUGUUACUGCUCCCACUCCUCAACAGUUGCAGGCUUUUAAAAAUGAAGUUGGAGUACUAAGAAAAACACGGCAUGUCAACAUCCUGCUCUUCAUGGGCUACACCACCAAGCCCCAGCUGGCUAUUGUAACGCAAUGGUGUGAGGGCUCCAGCCUCUACCACCACCUUCACAUCAUUGAGACCAAGUUUGAGAUGAUUAAACUCAUUGACAUUGCACGGCAGACAGCACAAGGAAUGGACUAUUUGCACGCAAAAUCCAUCAUCCACAGAGACCUCAAGAGCAACAAUAUUUUCCUACAUGAAGACCUGACGGUGAAGAUUGGUGAUUUUGGGCUGGCGACGGUGAAAUCACGGUGGAGUGGCUCUCACCAGUUCGAGCAGCUCUCUGGAUCUAUCCUUUGGAUGGCACCAGAAGUCAUCCGCAUGCAGGAUAAGAAUCCGUACAGCUUUCAGUCUGAUGUGUAUGCCUUCGGUAUUGUGCUGUAUGAGUUAAUGUCAGGACAGCUCCCCUACUCCAACAUCAACAAUCGGGAUCAGAUCAUUUUCAUGGUAGGCCGGGGGUACCUCUCCGCAGACCUGAGUAAAGUGCGCAGUAACUGUCCCAAGGCAAUGAAGAGACUAAUGGCAGACUGCUUAAAGAAAAAACGAGAGGAGAGGCCACUGUUUCCACAGCUACUGGCCUCCAUAGAACUGCUGGCUCGCUCCUUACCUAAAAUCCAUCGCAGCGCAUCUGAGCCGUCACUGAACCGGGCUGGGUUCCAAACAGAGGACUUCAGCCUGUAUGCCUGCGCCUCCCCCAAAACACCCAUCCAGGGAGGGGGCUAUGGAGAGUUUGCAGCCUUCAAGUAGCAGAGCAGAUUCCGCCAUUACAUCCCUUGUCACUUUUUAAAGUCUUGUGUUCCUACAGUGGGUUCAUCCAUUUAAAAUUAAUUCCAAGAAUGUGCUGUUCUCUUCCUCUCAACCUGAAGAAGAACCCUGCUGGAACAGCAAACAAGAACCAAAAACUUUCUGAAGAGAAAUCACAAUUUAAAAACAAAACAAAAAAAGAAAUAAAAUGAAAUCAACAACAAAAAAAAAACAAUCAAACAAGUGAAUCGGUGGAAGAAGCCCGUUUGGAGCCAGACAUUUGUGCUUGCCGGUUUCCCGUCAGAAAAUCUGAAAAAAAUGGUGGAGAGACUAAGGCACUGAAGGAGUGAAAGAAAGACUGAAAGGUGUUUGGACCACAGCUGUUUGAGAGGAGCUGCCUCCCUUUUGGGGGUGCAUGGUGGCAAAGCAGGGUUUUGUUCUUGGAUCCGCAAUUUGGCGUUUGGCAGCGAUAGAAGAUGGAGCCAAACGCUGGCUGCUGAAUGGACGGAAUAGGUCGACCGGCCUGCAUCGUAUCCAAUCCCUGCAUUGGUUGUUCGCAGAGUGGGGAUCUGUUUUCGAGAAUGAUUUCUUUAGGGGUGGGGGUGGUGAGGGGUGUUGGUUUGCUUGUCUUUUAUUUGUUUUGAGGAGAGAUGAUCCCUAAAGACUUUUUCACUUGAGAAAAUAAAUUCCUGAAUCCUGUAAGAGGAGGGAAAAUCAAAUAAUAAUACCAGUCCAUUCCACAAUAGUUACAUUUGAGUAAUAGAAUUAGCAAGUUCUCAGGGUUUACCCUGUGCUAGGCAAGCACACUAUGGAUCAUUUCCAGACUUUCAACCUCAUUUUUAGGCCCUCCUAAAAAGUAGGCUAUCACAUCCUCCCAUCCUACCUAUUUUCAAAUGGGCUUGUGCUGCCAUCCUUCACCCACAUUGGCAUGUGCACUGGAAGUGGACCGAGCAAGCUCCCAUUCAUUGUGGUGGUUGUGCUUUUUUUUGUUUUAAAUGUGGCUAAUUUAACAUUCCAAGAUAGAUAUUAUUAUUAUUAUUAUUAUUAUUAUUUAUUGCUAUUAUUUCUGGACAGGCAGGCCUGUAAAGCCGGAAUUAUUUAUCUGACAGUUUCUAUUUUUUUAAUUUUUAUUUAUUUUUUUAACUAUGUACAUGUCAACUAGGUAAGGCAUGUCGGUUAACUUUUCAGUUGGGAGUGAAGGAUGGAUAAGGAGGGUGCUUGUUCUUGUAUAUUAUGGCAGGGUGCUGCAGUAGAUGUGAAAAUCAUUGGUUUGUUUACUCCAAGAGUAAUGCAAUCUACAAGGAAUUCAGUCUGUGGAAUGGAGGAGAAGCUUGCAUUCCUUGUUGUGUUCUCCCCUUGAUUAUCUGCAUCCCUCUACUAUUAGAGAGAGAAAAAGCGAGAGCCCACAGUAUUUUACAACCCCUCCUUCGCUUCCAGUCUUGCUCCAGUACAUGGCAGUGUAAGCCAUUUUUUUAUAGCCAGCUGUUUAUAAGUUAACCUGAGAAAGGUCUGGUCUUUUUUGCUGCUCACGUAGCUUAAAACCAGAAAAUAAUCUUUCUGUAAAAGAAAAUGGCAGGCUUGGCCUUUUGACUGAAAGCAUUCCCCAUUGUGUUCUGGGCUGUGGGGAUGGGUGUCUGUUUGUUUUGAAUGAAUAUUGUGUUCUGGGCUGUGGGGAUGGGUGUCUGUUUGUUUUGAAUGAAUGCAUUCCCCAUUGUGUUCUGGGCUGUGGGGAUGGGUGUCUCUUUGUUUUGAAUGAAUGUUGUGUUCUGGGCUGUGGGGAUGGGUGUCUCUUUUGAAUGAAUAUUGUGUUCUGGGCUGUGGGGAUGGGUGUCUCUUUGUUUUGAAUGAAUAUUGUGUUCUGGGCUGUGGGGAUGGGUGUCUCUUUUGAAUGAAUAUUGUGUUCUGGGUUGUGGGGAUGGGUGUCUUUAUUUUGAAUGAAUAUUGUGUUCUGGGCUGUGGGGAUGGGUGUCUCUUUGUUUUGAAUGAAUAUUGUGUUCUGGGUUGUGGGGAUGGGUGUCUCUUUGUUUUGAAUGAAUAUUGUGUUCUGGGCUGUGGGGAUGGGUGUCUCUUUGUUUUGAAUGAAUAUUGUGUUCUGGGUUGUGGGGAUGGGUGUCUCUUUUGAAUGAAUGUUGUGUGGAUGGGUGUCUCUUUUGAAUGAAUAUUGUGUUCUGGGUUGUGGGGAUGGGUGUCUCUUUGUUUUGAAUGAAUAUUGUGUUGUGGGGAUGGGUGUCUUUGUUUUGAAUGAAUAUUGUGUUCUGGGUUGUGUGGAUGGGUGUCUCUUUGUUUUGAAUGAAGGCAUUCCCCAUCAUGUUCUGGACUGUGGGGAUGGGUGUCUUUCUUUUUUGGAGAGGGGAGUAGGUCUUUGUUAGGAGGGGGUGAGGGGAAUAAGGUUGCUGAUUUGAAAAAAUAAACUACUCCCUUUUUGUAAGAUAUUACAAAUACUGAAAUGUGUACAUUUUGAAGGGAAUGUAUUUAGUUUAUUUCAAAGAUGAGGGACUGACAGUACUUUUUAAUGAGGUCCUCUGGUUGUCUGUUCACUCACUGCACAGGUGUCUUUAGGAAAUGGCAGCACUAGAGACUGAAGCCCUUUAUCUAUCUAUCCACAGUGAAAGUACAGCACAACAUAGGAUAAAUUGCUUGUGGAAAAUGAGUGAUUGAAGCCCCUUGUCAAUUUAGAAUAAGUUUACCACAAACUAGACCAGACCAUCUCCCAUGAAGACAGAUUUGAACAUUGGUCUCCUGUAGUAAGCUUGAGUUUAGACCACAUACCUCCUAAUAAAAUAAUACAUGGUAGUGAUACCAAGUGAUAAGUACAAGUGAUGCGGGUGGACACUGGCAAUAGGUUUGCCAAGACAGCAUUGCUUCAUAUUGAGUUUACAAAAGGAUGAAAUUGUUCUAGAUUGUUCCUCAAUGAUUACAGUCUCUAAUUCAUUCAUAGAAGAUGGGUAGCAAACGGUGAGGGGUGGUAAGUUUAUGACUUAACUAAAUAAAAUAGACAUGUCUGAUCAUUGCAGCACAAGACAAAUACUAAUUGUACACAAUUAAAGUUGUGUCAAAUAAUUAAGGUUUUUUUGAGAAAGCUGCAACUAAUAUUUUUGUUGCCACUGUGUCUGCGUAUAUUUUAGAUUUCAAUAUAUCAUAUUUCCCAUUGCUCCAACCCAUGUCUCCCAGCUGUAAGGGAGUUAAACACAGGGAGCUUUGGCAUCAGUUAGAGCUAUAUAGCAGCCUUGUAUCAGAAUGCCUUAAAAUUAGAGAUCAGAGGUAAGCGGCCUUAUCAGAGAAAGCAUUAGGACAGAGAGGGGGAAGUGUGCUGUAGGCUUAUAUCAGCGAGUGCUAGAGCAGAGAAUAUGGUUGUGGGAUGUAGAGUAGUCGCUUCAUAUCAGAGACUGUGUGGGACCAGCAAGCUUGAUUUGAGGAUGGCUUGUAUUAUGUUUAGGGUGUUGUUAAUGCAGAGGGCAGAACAUAUACUGUGCCCCCGCCCCCUACCCCCCAAUAAUAAUAGGGCGUAACAACAUACUUUAUGCUCAGGUUUUAUGAAAAAACAUGCUCGUAGAGAAUGCUGUCAGUUGCUAAAGGCAGAAAACUGAAACUAAGCGUGAAGGGAGGGUGAAAUCAACUGAAAGGACAACAGUAUAUCAUGUGGAGAAAGGCUAUACCAUAUGCACACUUGCACCUACAUUGUUGGUUUUCGUCCGAAACUUGAUUGGAGAGCUAUCAAACUGUUACUGUUGUUUUCAGGAAGUCUUAAUUUGUUUCGCUAUCACAAUAUAUUCUUGGUAGCACUCAAGCAAUGUAGAAUCAAGUACCAACUUUGCAAUCCUGUUGGCAAAGCUUCAUCAGCUGUUUAUUCUCGGCGAAUUCUAAUCCAGAGAUUCCAUUGUUUAAUUUUUGGAAUCAGUUCAGUUCCUCCAGUUAAUACUGUCCUGUGUAUUGCAGAUUCCUUUUAAAAUGCUUGUUUUGUAAUCCAUUCCACUUUAGAUGCAGGUUCCACUCCAGUCAUUCCAAUAUAGCCAGACACUGUCUGUUCCGUCCACUCUGCUUCUCAUUAUAGGUAACUCAAACUUAAUCCAUUCUGCUGGUGCUUCUUUUGCAGUUCUACAUUUAAUGUGCAUUCUAUAACCGCAGCCUGUUUUAGAAUAAAAUACCCAGUUUGGAAAUAGCUGUUUUAACAGACAAGAUACCUUCAUGUAUACCACUAAGCAGCAGUUAGGUCAGCAACUUAAAACUGAGUGGAGUUUUUGAAUUAAAAAAAAAAAAAGACAAGACAAGUGGGCUUUAAUUAUGUGUAAUCUUUUGGUUGACUAUUAAAUAGCGUAAAGUAUCAAGUGCAUCAUUUGGAGCAACCAAUGUUUUGUUUUAGUUGAACAAGCAGUAAAAAUGCUCAUUUGCGAAAAAAGUUUAUCAAAUUCUCAUUUGGAGCAUACAUGUGUAAAAACUAUUUUUAUUCAAACUACAAGACCGGGUCUAAGGGGGUCUAAUUUCUCCUGUUUAAACUAAAGAGAUGGGUUAAAAAAAAAAAACCUGGCGGCCAGGUAUCCUUUCAGAUAAUUUGAAGACCUUGCAUUAAAAAGACCCCAUACCCCAGGAGAUCUGUUGUGUACGGUAGGUAUCCUGCUUUCACAGCCUCUUGUUGUAUUGUAAACUAUGAACACUUCAAUUAACCCGUGUCACAAAAAGGAAUUGAAUCUGGUUAGGGUACUUUUAACAAAAAGGUUUCUGGUUUAAUUUAAUUUAAUUUGAUUUAAUUUAAACUAUACUUAAGUCUAUACUCUUAAAGUUCUGGAGUGUGCAUAUGAAAGACACUUGUCUUAUAACUAUUCCUGGAAAUAUGUUGCUUUGCUUAUGUCAGGGGGUUGAUAAGCAAACAAGGCAAUAAAGACAAGCAAGGCAUCUCUGAAAACAGUUAUAUUGUUACAAAUGGGUUGCUCAUUGUUUAGUUAGUGUACCGUACAUUGAAACUAAUGAAUGAUUGAUAGAAAUAAGAAGUUUAUUUUGAAAGUUGAAGUAAAUCCAUGUGAGCUACCAAAUGUAUAUGUGACAAAGUGGUUACUGCUGGGCAAUAGCAUUUUUAAGUAAAUACUUUUCAUUUCUAGGUCAGCAUCACCAGCACUGCAAGUUUAAGGUCUUAAAAGUAUAGUAACGUUUACAAUUCUUUUUCCUACCAUGAAUAGACUUCUGUGCUGUUUUCACUGCCACGCCGAUUUAUUGUUUAGUUGAUCUUUUCAUUUCUUAAUUUAAGGAAUAUUUUUUGAGGUACUAAAGAGAAGCCCUCACUUCCAAGUCAGUCCGUAGGUAUUCAGGCCUCCCUCAGUGUGUGUGCUGUGUGCUCUGCCUAGCAGUGAAAACACAGGGAAUCUUAAUAGUUACAGAUCAACAUGGAGGAGAGGGCUAGUCUAUAGUAUUGAAACCUCUGAGACUUUUGAAAGUGAAGAAGUUGAAUUGGACAUGAGAAGUUCUACUACACAAUAAUGAAGGGAGUAUUGAAAAUCUCAUUGAAGCAAAUGGGGAAAAUAUACACUAUAUACUUUUAACAGACUUGCAGUUGAAGAAAUGGGAUACAGUAGUUCACCCCCUGUGAACGUGGGUGUACCUUGUAAUAGCAUCAAGGAGAUUUAAAAAAAGAAAAAAAAAUGUGACUGUUUUAUGUGCUGUAUUUAUUUUAUAUAGUUUAUUUUUAAAGAGAAGAAUGUUACAGAGGUAUAUGUUUUACGUUUGUGUUCCAGUUUGUGAUGGACAAACUUCAUUUGGAUGUCUCUUGCUUUGUACAGCUAUCUCACUUUUUUGUAACUAUCCUAUCCCCCACUCUCUUUUCUAUUCCCAUUCCAGUUUUGUUGUAUGUGUCCCCGCCUCCUGCCUUUCUUCAGCCCAUGUCUUUGGGGGAGUUUCGUUUCACUUGUUGUAAAUUUGUACAAUGGAAAUAUUGUCAGUUUGCUAGAAAGCAUGGAGACAAAAAAAAAAUAGAAAAUGAAAAACAAAUAAAUAAAAAACACAUUUUGAUAGAUGACAUUCUGAAAAAAAGAUUUAUUUCUGUGUAAAAAUAUUUAAAAGGCUGUAUUAUAUUAAAUGCAGAAAGGUAAAUGUAUUUGUUGUGAAUAUGAGAUACUGCUAUUAAAGAAGUGCAUGGAAACACUG